UCGCACAAAAAAUGCGUAUAUUCCACUGAACCCCUUUUCAAUUUCAAUGGCAUAUUCGGGUAAGCAUGAAAUGGCCUUGGAUUACAAGAAAACAAUGCUCAACACGUACCAUAAUGUCAAAAACCGCAAAGUAUCCAAGGAACAAUGAAGAUCAAAAAUCUACAUUGAGACACAAGGUCAUAACUUAUAUGAAUCGAACCAUCCUUUCCACCGGUUGUUACAGGUAGUACACCUGUUUAAUAAAACAGGUGUUACGACGUUGCCAAAUUGAGACAUGAAAAAUAAAUUACUUCUAGAUUGAAGUUCUAAUUCAGAAAAAAAUAUAUCUUUGAUAUAUUUGUUGACCCCUGAAUACACGGACUCCAAUUUUUUUAAUACUAGAAAGAAUAGUGUUCUUGCCCCGACCCCGAUCCAACAGAACAUUUUAUGAUCUCAUUGACUCUUGUACCAUUGGUUGUACUGUUGACUGUUACUGCGGCAACCGCUUUCAAUUUUCAGUGUCAACAAUAGAAAUUAGGUGGUUUUUAAAAUGUUGACUCUAGCGUUUGAAUUAAAAUCGAAUGUUUACUUUUAUUUGAAUUUGUCACUGACAUCAGAUUUUAUUUUACAUCUGCAAAGAGAACAAAUUCAAAAACCCUUCUGAAAAUGAAUCUGAAAUAGUUGGAAACAAACUGAAAUUAUGAGGUCUAUUCCUAAGUGGGUUGAUAAAAUCCAGGACAGUGAUAAACUGGGACAAAGUAUCUACGAUUUGUGCUUCAACCCUGAUGGCACUCAAUUAAUAGUAGCUGGUGGUAACCAUGUGUUAGUUUAUAAUACCACUGAUGGAAGCCUUAUACAGCUUUUGAAAGGUCACAAAGACAAAGUUCAUACAAUUUCUUAUGCCAAAAAUGGGGAAAAAUUUGCCAGUGGUAGUGCUGACAAGACUGUGAUAAUAUGGUCCAACAAACUGGAAGGGUUGCUCAAGUAUAGUCAUAAUGACUCAGUUCAGUGCCUGGCUUUCAAUCCCCUGUCGCACCAACUGGCUUCAUGUUCUUUGUCAGAUUUUGCUUUUUGGAGCACUGAACAGAAGGCUGUUCAGAAACACAAAACAAAUGUAAGGAUCAAUUCAUGUUCCUGGACUAAUGAUGGCCAGUAUUUAGCUCUGGGAUUGAAUAAUGGUGUAAUAUCAAUUCGUAAUAAAUUAGGAGAAGAAAAAAGCAAAAUAGAAUGUACAAAUAACUCAGCAAUAUGGGCUUUGAGUUGGAGCACAAAUAAAGAAGAUCAAACAGAUACUCUGUGUGUAACUGACUGGAGCAAAACGUUGGCCUUCUAUACACUUGGAGGGAAAUUAAUUGGUAAAGAAAGAAAUCUGGGAUAUGAGGCUCUGAAAGUCAAAUACUUCCCGCAUGGCAAUUUCAUUUUGAUCGGAGGGCUGAAUAAAGCUUGCAGUAUGUAUACAAAAGAAGGUAUCAAGCUGGGAGUGAUUGGCGAUACACAAAAUGCUUGGGUUUGGUGCUGUGAAGCACAUCCUAGUGGAAAUUUUGUGGCUGUGGGUUGUGAAGAUGGAACUAUUGCCUACUAUCAGCUGGUAUUCAAUAUGGUACAUGGUCUAUACAAAGAAAGAUAUGCUUUUCGUGAAAACAUGACUGAUAUUAUCAUACAACAUUUGAUCACUGAACAAAAAGUUAGGAUCAAGUGUCGAGAUCUCAUUAAGAAAAUUGCAAUUUAUACGGAUCGAUUAGCAGUUCAGCUGCCUGAAAGAGUAGUAAUCUAUGAACUCUACUCGAAGGACGCCAACGAUAUGCACUACAGAGCUAAAGAAAAAAUCACCCAAAAACUUGACUGUAGUCUAUUAGUGGUAUGCUCUGAUCAUUUAGUUAUCUGUCAGGAAAAGACACUACAAAGUAUGCGUUUUUCUGGAGAAAAGGAAAAAGAAUGGAAUUUUGAAAGUCCUAUCAGAUACAUAAAAAAUAUUGGAGGACCUUCAGGCAAAGAAGGAUUACUUUUAGGCUUGAAAAAUGGUCAAGUGUGGGAAGUUCAUCUUGACAAUAUUUAUCCUUUACUCAAGGUGACAGCUAGUGAAGGAAUCAGAUGUAUUGACUUGAGUCAGCAGAAGGAAAAAUUAGCUGUAGUGGAUGAUAGCAGUUUAUGUCAAAUUUUCAAUGCCAGAACAGGAGAAUUAAUUUUUCAGGAAGUCAAUGCCAACAGUGUAUCUUUCAAUAACCUCUAUGAAGAUAUGUUAGCAUUUAGCGGGAACAAUAGUCUGUCAAUAAAAGUCAAGGAUUUUCCGUCACAUGUCCAAAAGUUGAGCGGGUUUGUGGUGGGACUGACAGGUUCAAAAGUGUUUUGCUUGAAUGGAUCCAAUAUGAAUACUCUGGAAGUGCCACUCAGUAGCCCCAUGUACCAAUAUAUUGACAAGAAAAUGUACCACGAGGCUUACAGAGUUGCUUGUCUCGGAAUAACUGAAAGUGAUUGGGAGGAGCUUGCUCAUUCGGCAUUGGAACAUAUGGAGUUCGAAGUAGCCAGACUUGCUUUCAUCAAAUUGCAAGAUUUUCCCUAUUUGGAAUUAAUUCAAGAACUACAGGUGUUACAACAUAAAGAGAAUUAUUCGAAGGAUAUAAUGCUAGCAGAUAUUUUUGCACAUGAAGGCAAACUUAAAGAAGCUGCCAAACUAUACCAAAAGUCCAGUCAAGAAUUCAAAGCACUGACAAUGUACACUGAUCUUAGAAUGUUUGACGAGGCACAGGAUUAUCUAGGCUCAAGUGACAACAGCGAGUUGAUUCGUAAAAAAGCUGAUUGGGCAAGAAAUAUCAAUGAACACAAGGCCGCAGCUGAUAUGUAUCUUUCUAUAGGUGACAUCCAAACAGCAAUAGAUAUUUAUGCCGAGAAUGGUUGGACUGAUCAACUAAUAGAUGUGAGCAGAAAAUUGGACAAGUCAGAUAAACCAUUUCUUCUGACUAUAGCUCAGCAUUUGAAACAAUUGAAUCAGUCUUCAGUAGCAGCAGAAAUAUAUAGAAGACUUGGAGAUAAUGCGGCAGUUCUUCAACUUUACGUAGAAGGUAAAGAAUGGUCGCAAGCAUUUUCACUUGUUCAAAGUCAACCACAAUAUAAUGCAAUCGUAUAUGUGCCAUACGCACAAUGGUUGGCUGAAAGUGACAAAUUUGUUCAGGCUCAAAAAGCCUUUCACAAAGCGGGAAAAUUAGAAGAAGCUUUCAAAGUAUUUGUUCAGCUGACAGAUAAUGCUGUGAGUGAAUGUAGGUUUCAAGAUGCUGGAUACUAUUAUUGGAUAACAUCCAGGCAAUAUCUAGAACUAUCUAGAGAAAACAACAAUAAAACAGAGUAUUACCUGAAACAAUUUCAUUUUAAUGAGAAGUUGGCAGAGAUAUAUUAUGCAUACAAUACUAUUCACAAGUACUUGGAGGAACCAUUUACUUCUUACAUGCCUGAAGCCCUUUUUAACAUUUCAAGAUUUUUGAUGUCAGAAACUAACAAGCAUGCAAAGGGUAUUUCAAAUUUUGCCAUACUGUACACAUUAGCCAAACAAGCAAGAAAGCUAGGCGCUAACAAACUUGCCAAGCAACUUCUAGACAAAAUUCAAGGAUUGAGGAUUCCACAAAAGUUUCAAGAACAAGUCGAAAUAGCCACCAUAUCUUCAAGAGCCAAACCCUUUAGCGAUCCUGAAGAAUUACUACCAAUGUGCUACAGAUGUUCCACUUACAAUCCCUUGACUGCAAAUUGUAAUAACUGCACAAAUUGUGGAGAGAAGUUUGUGUAUUCCUUUGUGAGUUUUGAACUACUACCUUUGGUCGAAUUCCAAUUAGAGGAAGGAAUAAGUGAUGAUGAAGCACUGAGAUUAUUAGAGACUCCACUUAAAGAGAAAACAGAAGAUGUGUGGAAGGAGAACAUUUCUGAAAACCAGCAAACUUUGCAACUGGAUAAUUCUGAAGAGAACCAUGAUCCUUUUGCAACCAAGAUUGCAAAGCAAAAUGAAUUUCAUCCUGUUGUGGUAGGCCGAAAGAUACUGCAGUCUCUUGAUAAGACUAGUGUUCUGAUAUGCAGAUGGCCUUCACCUCUGAAAUGCCAAUAUUUUCGUAACUUGUUACCAGCUUUGCAUAUUACAAUGUGCGAAUCUUGCUUUAAAUGUUUUCAUGUAGACGAUUUUGAACUGCAGAUGCUCCAGAAUGGACAUUGUCCAUUUUGCCGUUGGUCAAAUGAAGGUGUCGGGUCAGAUUCUGCUGACGAAUUUCUAACUUGAUUUAAUUUUAUGUGAUCUCAGAUUGUUUAAGCUUUAAUAAACUCAUUGCUGUAGUUAA
Molecule: messenger RNA, 4292 nt
Organism: Leptinotarsa decemlineata (Colorado potato beetle)
Lineage: Eukaryota; Metazoa; Arthropoda; Insecta; Coleoptera; Chrysomelidae
Gene: Oseg1
Product: intraflagellar transport protein Oseg1
Biological process (GO): non-motile cilium assembly; intraciliary retrograde transport; protein localization to cilium
Cellular component (GO): non-motile cilium; intraciliary transport particle A
Molecular function (GO): protein binding
Source: RefSeq, a predicted model, not a curated record